Molecule: messenger RNA, 648 nt
Organism: Rana temporaria (common frog)
Lineage: Eukaryota; Metazoa; Chordata; Amphibia; Anura; Ranidae
Product: transmembrane 4 L6 family member 5-like
Exons: 3
Coding region: 48-431 (127 amino acids)
Cellular component (GO): membrane
Source: RefSeq, a predicted model, not a curated record
UCCUGGGUGCAGCUAUUGUACUCUGUGGAUCACUAUUCUGCCUAACAAUGUCUGUUGUGGGAUUACACCGUGGACCAGUCUGUCAGUAUUAUGACCGUGUAGAGACGAAUACUACUGGCUCCCCAGUACCCACCAUCAGUACCUCCCUGAUCUGGGGUCGCCCAUUUGAGAACCCACUGAUUAAACAGAACAAUGAAAUCUACCUCUUCCACCCAGAAUUGUGGGACACGUGUGUGGCACCUCCUAAUGUGGUUGGGUUCAACGUCAUCUUUUUCUCUAUCUUGAUAGCAGCGAGUUCCAUUGAGGUCAUCCUGGGCGCCGUCCAGUUGUUCAACGGUCUAUUUGGUCUCAUCUGUGGAACCUGUAGGAACAAGGAUGAUGACGACUAUAAGGACAUGAUGGAAGAUGAAAAGAAAGAAUACAAAUGUUAAUACAGCGACAAUGCUUGGAGCAGGAAGCACUUUCCUUAUAAACCUGUAUUUUCCCUUUACAUAGACCGGAUGUGGGCUGGUUUCUAUAGAAAAUGUAUCUAGAUCUAUACAUGAUGCCCCGUGUGUCCUGCCAAUUAUCAUCUGUUAAAGCGGAACUAAACCCUCCUAUACUUUUCAGCCAUGGAAGCUGCCAUCUUGGCCUCUGUUUGAUCUGUGC